AUGGGGCAAGAUUUGGAUUCGUGUUCAGUGGAGGAACUCAUGGAGGUAACUACCAAAAUUGAGAAAAGUCUUACGAUUGUCAGAUCAAGGAAGGCUAAGUUAAAUGAAGAUCAGAUAGUGAAACUAAAAGCAGAGAUUGUUGGAGAGAGUGAUGACUUGAACGAGAGAAGUAAGCUGCGCCAAAUGUUUGAAGAACAGCCCAUGUGGAUGCAAUCAAGGAGCCUAGCGAGUGAGAAGAGUGCACCUUCCUGUAGUUGUGGCCACAUGAACUUAUCGGAUGUGGAAACUAACCUGUCCAUCGGAUUUCCUCAAAAUCGAGUGUAA
This is a messenger RNA of Eruca vesicaria subsp. sativa (arugula), 324 nucleotides long. The record is from the annotation of a GenBank genome assembly. Lineage: Eukaryota; Viridiplantae; Streptophyta; Magnoliopsida; Brassicales; Brassicaceae.